Molecule: messenger RNA, 2783 nt
Organism: Toxoplasma gondii ME49
Lineage: Eukaryota; Apicomplexa; Conoidasida; Eucoccidiorida; Sarcocystidae
Product: lysine-tRNA ligase
Exons: 9
Coding region: 334-2310 (658 amino acids)
Biological process (GO): lysyl-tRNA aminoacylation
Cellular component (GO): cytoplasm; cytosol
Molecular function (GO): ATP binding; lysine-tRNA ligase activity; tRNA binding
Source: RefSeq, a predicted model, not a curated record
ACAGAAUAAAAUUGUCACUUCCGCAAACUCCCUCUGGUAUUUGUUCCUAAACCCCAGCACCGUUUGAGGGCAACUUGCACUCGUAGCUCAAAGCAAAGCAGACACGUUGCGUUUCGUUCGCCUCGCUGUUGAACGCGUUGCGUUUCGUUCCCCCCACCAUUCGCCAGAGUACUCGCUUCUUGUGUCCUUGGAGGGGCGUUUGUCUCUUUCAAUUCUCUCUGAAGGAAUUAGUGUCUCACUGAGGAGACCCCCGGGUCCACUAUAUCGUCUGGCUGUGCUCCGCAGAAAGAGGCGGACUGAGAAAUCUUUGCGGCGACUGUCGACAUCACUGGCAUGCGCUCUCCCUGUUCUGGCGGAAAGAGCUUAUUCGAGGCGUUGUCUCUUGUGUUUUGUUGGCGUCCUCGCGUUUGGCCGCGUGUUCUCCAGUCCGACGCUUCGCAGAGCCGACACCAGUUUCUAAAUUCGUACAGACUACCCGGCACGAGUCCUCAUUUCAGACCUGUCUCCACCAUGGCUCCUCCCGCGGGCGACGUCGCAACUGAGGCACCUGAGAAGAGACAGGCGAAUGUGAAUGGAGAUGAACCGAAGAUCUCUGCCUCGGAGAGAAGACGCCUGCGCAAGGCAGAGCAAGCUGCUGCGAAGAAGGACUCGAAGCAGCAACAGCAAGAAGGCAACAGCUCUCCGGCAGUCAACAACAAGGCCCAGAAGCCUGAGGAAGAGCUGGACCCGACUCAAUACUUCGAGAAACGGUGCCAUCUUGUGCAGGACCUCCAGCGAAAGGGUGUUCCCGCGUACCCCCACAAGUUCCAGGUGACCCUGACGAUUCCAGAAUUCAUCAAGAUGUACGGUGGUCUUGGCGACGGCGAGCACCUUGAAAAUGAGGAAGUUCAGAUUGCGGGCCGUAUCUCGCGUGUCUCGGCUAGCGGACAGAAGCUGCGCUUUUACGACAUCCGUGGUGACGGGGAAAAGAUCCAGGUCAUGUCGAAUUUCAGUUAUCACGAUGAGAAAGCAGGGGACUUCUCAGAGGUCCACAACCGAUUCCGAAGAGGAGAUGUUAUUGGAAUUCGCGGCUUCCCCGGCAAGUCGAAACGCGGCGAGCUGUCAAUCUUCCCCCGUGAAGUGACCCUGCUGAGUCCUUGCCUCCACAUGCUGCCGGAGCGCAACUCUCUGAAGGAUUUCGAAGUCCGCUUCCGUCACCGGUACCUCGAUCUUAUGGUCAACGACGAAACCCGCAAAACGUUCCUGAUCCGGUCCCGGAUUGUCAACUACUUGCGCCGCUUUUUGGAAGACCGUGGUUUCGUAGAGGUCGAGACUCCGAUGAUGAACGUUAUCGCCGGUGGCGCAGCAGCACGACCUUUCAAGACGCACCACAACGACUUAGAUAUGGACCUGUACAUGCGUAUUGCCCCGGAAUUGUUCUUGAAGAUGCUCAUUGUGGGCGGCAUGGACCGUGUAUUUGAAAUUGGCAAGAACUUUCGAAAUGAAGGGAUCGACAUGACGCAUAACCCAGAAUUCACCGCUUGCGAGUUCUACUGGGCCUACGCUGACUACAACGACCUCAUGAAUUUCACCGAGGAACUGGUGUCGUCUAUGGUAAUGGCGCUCCAUGGGACCUACCAGAUUCAGUUUCACCCAGAUGGCCCAGGCAGCGAGCCUGUAACUCUCGAUUUCACUCCCCCGUUUGCGCGUCUGUCUAUGGUAGAGGAGAUUGAGAAGCAGGCGGGAGUGACGCUGCCGCGACCACUGGAUGGGGAUGAAUGCAUCGCCUUCAUGAAAGAACUGCUGAUCAAGAACAAGGUGGAUCUCCCCCAGCCUGCCACGAGUGCGAAGCUGCUCGAUGCUCUCUGCGGAGAGUAUGUGGAGUGUCAAGCGCGGACAAAACCAGUGUUCAUCACAGAGCACCCGCAGAUCAUGUCCCCGCUGGCCAAAUGGCAUCGGUCAAAGCCCGAGCUGACAGAACGCUUCGAGCUGUUCCUAAUGGGGAAGGAACUCUGCAAUGCUUAUACCGAACUGAACGAUCCAGUCAGGCAGCGUGAAUGUUUUAUGGACCAAGCAAAGGCGAAGGCAGCUGGCGAUGACGAGGCCACUUGCAUUGAUGAAGUCUUCUGCACCGCGCUGGAGUACGGCCUGCCUCCCACUGGUGGCUGGGGUAUUGGUAUCGACCGGCUGACAAUGUUCCUGUCGGAUCACAAUACCAUCAAAGAGGUCAUCCUGUUCCCUGCAAUGAGACCCCAGCCAUUGGUCGGGAUACCAGGAAAACACGGAUCUGACGCUGGAGCCCCCGGCGAGGCGUCUGCUCCGGCACAGUAACUUUACGGCCGGUGACGCAACGCAUGACGUGCACAUCAGACCGCAGAGCAGCAAAGGAGACGUGGAGAGUCAAGCGGAUUUAAUCAAGUGAUUACUCAGUGAAAUCGCUGCUCUGGUGGCGCGAUGCUGGCAAGAAUCCGAUACCGUAUCCUGGGGGUUAUGCGGAGCGGGUUGACUGAAAGGGCAUAGUGAAGUGUGUGAGCGUCUCCUGAGGGGAGAUACACUCUUUGAAAAGGGCGUUCUGGAAGCAUUACAGGUUUUGGCUGGGUAGGCCGCUUCGCAGGCACCACGUUAGACUGUGUCGUCGGCACGAGCACAAUAGAGGCUUCCACCUAGCGUUUUGUUCAGCGGUGCUUGACACGGGCUUAUGUUACUGGGGUAGAGAACCUCAGCAGGCGUAUUUUGAUAGCAUUUCGUUCGAAGGGGCUACAUCAGCAUUUGAUGGAUUCCCCCUACCAUAUGUGACUAAGCGC